AUGAAGCUGACUCUGGUGCAGAUCUUUUUCAUGAUGUUGCUGCUGCUGCUGGGCCUAGGGGUGGGCCUCGGCUUGGGACUCCAGAUGGCCGCAGCUGUCCUGGAGGAAAGUGAUCAGCUACUGGAUGAGUUUCUGUCCAGUGACUCACAGGACAAAGCUGAGGCUACCAAGGAGGGACUAGACAGCCAAAGCAUAGAAACCUUGCUGGUUAGCAACAAGGAAGUGGUGCAACCAGAAGACACCAUCAUCAAUGAAGAUGAAGUUGGAGGAGACAGGAUGCUCAGAGCUGAGGUUCUUUUACAGAGCAACAAACACUAUCUUAGAUCUGAUGUGAUGGAUAGGGAAUGCAAUGCCCUGAUGGCACCGAAUUUGAAGUCAAAAGACCACCCUUGCAUACCCCAGUACAUAUUUAUCCAUGAGGAACCAGAUACAGUCAAAGCUGUUUGUAAGAGUCCUGCUGUUGCCUGUGAUCUCAAGGGAGGCAAAUGCCACAAAAGCCCCCGUCCUUUUGAUUUGACAUUCUGCAAGUUAUCCAAAUCAGGCCAAGUGAUUCCUCACUGUAAUUAUGUAACUUUUAUUCUUGAAAAGUACAUUCUUAUGUCCUGUAGUGACAUGAAAGUCCAGAUAACAUCUAAAUCAUGA
This is a messenger RNA of Budorcas taxicolor (takin), 642 nucleotides long. It is a transcript of the gene RNASE10, whose product is annotated as ribonuclease A family member 10 (inactive). NCBI's taxonomy places the organism in Eukaryota, Metazoa, Chordata, Mammalia, Artiodactyla, Bovidae. The transcript has a single exon. Gene Ontology annotation, molecular function: nucleic acid binding. The coding region runs from base 1 to 642 and encodes 213 amino acids. The record is from RefSeq and is a predicted model, not a curated record.